This is a messenger RNA of Oppia nitens, 1239 nucleotides long. RefSeq lists its product as uncharacterized. The transcript has a single exon. Lineage: Eukaryota; Metazoa; Arthropoda; Arachnida; Sarcoptiformes; Oppiidae. Bases 1 to 1239 code for a protein of 412 amino acids. The record is from RefSeq and is a predicted model, not a curated record.
AUGUCAUACAAUAGACCAAAUAGAAGUAGAGGUAGAGGUCAACGGGAUUCUCGUCGGUCACAGAAUCUUGAGAGACUUGAACAACACGGGCCUCCCUUGUAUAUGGCAGAGGGUAUUCCCACACUUCUGGAACAGAGAGAUCAAAUGAUUGCAUUACAAGGUCCUCCAUUAUAUAUGGCAGAGGGUUUUCCCACAUUUCAAGAACAAGGUAUCCCAGCAUCUCAUCCAUCGGGAGGUCCAAGUAGUUUCGGAUAUCAGAUACCAAAUUACCCACAAACGGGUGCUUUUACAUCUCAACCACCACUUGGUUCUGCGAUGACUGCAUUGGGUGGCCAUCCACCCAUUGACACAACAUUGGCUGGCUAUGCGUCUCAAACAUUAAGUCAAAGGGAUGGAUAUGGACUUCUUAGACCUCAACCUGAUUAUGCGGCACAAGAACGACUUCGUUACGGCUAUCAACCGACUCAUGUGGUUCCACCUCAUUCUACUUAUCAAUCUCCCUGGGCUCCUACAGUGGGACAACAAUAUAGUUAUGAAGAAGUACAACCGCCACCACCUGAAUGGUCGGAACCAUCAAUCCGUCAAUUUGCACCAAGGCCACGUGCAUGGACACCACCACAAAGAGAAUCUCCAUCACCCGAUAUUGAUUGGGGGGAACGCUUUCUAGAAGGUGGUACCAAUCAACGCAUUCCAUCACCAAGGCCACGUGCAUGGGCACCAAGACCACGUGAAUCGGCACCAAGACCACGUACAUGGGCACCAAGGCCACGUGAACCGGCACCAAGACCACGUGCAUGGGCACCAAGGCCACGUACAUGGGCACCAAGAUCACGUGCAUGGGCACCAAGGCCACGUACAUGGGCACCAAGAUCACGUGCAUGGGCACCAAGAUCACGUGCAUGGGCACCAAGAUCACGUGCAUGGGCACCAAGAUCACGUGCAUGGGCACCAAGAUCACGUGCAUGGGCACCAAGAUCACGUGCAUGGGCACCACCACAAAGAGAAUCUCCAUCACCCGAUAUUGAUUGGGGGGAACGCUUUCUAGAAGGUGGUACCAAUCAACGCAUUCCAUCGCCAGAAAAUGAAUUGCCGAUCAUUGAUGUUGAGCCCAUAGGACAACAACAGCAACAACCAGGACGUCAUCGUCCAAUAAAUGAAGUUUGGCCCACUCCUACUACCCGUCCGAUUAGACCCAGUGAUCCCAUGCAAACUAUACCCGAGGAAACUGAUAGUCAGUAA